GAACUUCCUUAAAAAUGAAAUCCUGACUGACCCUCGAAAGUCCACCUCAGUGGAUGUGCUGCUGAUAAACCUCAUCAGAGGGAAACUGCUUCCCUCUGCUCGCCUCUGGAUAACCACACGACCUGCAGCAGCCAAUCAGAUCCCUCCUGACUGUGUUGACAUGGUGACAGAGGUCUGAGGGUUCACUAACCCACAGAAGGAGGAGUACUUCAGGAAGAGAUUCAGAGAUAAGAAGGCCAGCAGGAUCAUCUCCCACAUCAAGACAUCACGAAGCCUCCACAUCAUGUGCCACAUCCCAGUCUUCUGCUGGAUCACUGCUACAGUUCUGGAGGAUGUGCUGAGAACCAGAGAGGGAGGACAGCUGCCCAAGACCUUGACUGAGAUGUACAUCCACUUCCUGGUGGUUCAGGCCAAAGUGAAGAAGGUCAAGUAUGAUGAAGGAGCUGAGAGAGAUCCACACUGGAGUCCAGAGAGCAGAAAGAUGAUUGAGUCUCUGGGAAAACUGGCUUUUGAUCAGCUGCAGAAAGGAAACCUGAUCUUCUAUGAAUCAGACCUGACAGAGUGUGGCAUCGAUAUCAAAGCAGCCUCAGUCUACUCAGGAGUGUUCACACAGAUCUUUAAAGAGGAGAGAGGACUGUACCAGGACAGGGUGUUCUGCUUCAUCCAUCUGAGUGUUCAGGAGUUUCUGGCUGCUCUUCAUGUCCAUCUGACCUUCAUCAACUCUGCAGUCAAUCUGCUGGAAGAACAACAAACAAUCACCAAGAAAUCUAAAUUAUUGAAUGAACCAAAACUCCAUUAUCUCCACCAGAGUGGUGUGGACAAGGCCUUACAGAGUCCAAAUGGACACCUGGACUUGCUCCUCCGCUUCCUCCUGGGUCUUUCACUGCAGACCAAUCAGACUCUUCUACAAGGGCUGCUGACAAAGACAGGAAGUAGCUCACAGACCAAUAAGAAAACACUCCAGUAUAUUAAGGAGAGGAUCAGUGAGAAUCUGUCUGCAGAGAAAAGCAUCAAUUUGUUCCACUGUUUGAAUGAACUGAAUGAUCAUUCUCUAGUGGAGGAGAUCCAAAAGUGCAUGAAAUCAAGAAGUCUCUCGACAGAUAAACUGUCCUCUGCUCAGUGGUCAGCUCUGGUCUUCAUCUUACUGUCAUCAGAAAAAGAUCUGGAUG
Haplochromis burtoni (Burton's mouthbrooder) is the source of this 1169-nucleotide messenger RNA. Its product is annotated as protein NLRC3-like. Lineage: Eukaryota; Metazoa; Chordata; Actinopteri; Cichliformes; Cichlidae. The record is from RefSeq and is a predicted model, not a curated record. The annotation marks the transcript as partial. The transcript has a single exon.